This is a messenger RNA of Oldenlandia corymbosa var. corymbosa, 453 nucleotides long. The record is from the annotation of a GenBank genome assembly. NCBI's taxonomy places the organism in Eukaryota, Viridiplantae, Streptophyta, Magnoliopsida, Gentianales, Rubiaceae.
AUGCGAAACGUAAGCUUUCUUUCGCUUGUCAAGUGCUUCAAUGGAUGCCGUGAUCACACGCAAUUCACAGGAUUCGGAACAAGGAUAUGGAAUUUCAGUGACAGGGCUAUUGAGCUGCAGGUAAGAGUUGGAUCAAUGCUGAAGAAAGCUCAUACGUUGAAGCCCGGAUCAUCGAAGAGGCUGAAAGGCAAGAGUAUUUACAAGAGUUAUAUGCCUGGUAAAGGAAAAGGUAGCAGUGGAGGAGGAGGAAUGAGAAGUCUGCUGUAUUAUUAUGAUGAGACAUGCCACCCUUAUAUUUGGAUACAUGAUACUGGAUGCGAUUUUUCGAGGAUGGUGAAGCAACAAUACAUUAGUCUUGAAGAUUUGAGGGAUUGUUCUGAGAUUAAAAUCUUCAGGGAUCAUCAGAGAGGAUGCAUUUCAGUCAGUAAGAAGUUUAGGUCAGAGUUGUGCUGA